CAAUUGUUGUUUUCCUUCAGAUUGAGAAUGACCCUGUGACAGUCGACAGAGCGAGGUUUCUUCGCUUUGUGUCAACAUCAGCUGUUUUGUUUAGCUCGCGCGUGAAAUGACAGUUGUGAAGUUGUGUGUGUAUGUUUCACAAAUCGUCAGUGACGUGAGUGAAAAUGCAAGUCCUUGACAAGUUAAAUGACAUGUGCUCCUGAAGUGAAAGAUGAACGGGAGUUUAGCAAUAUUACGUGGCCCUGAGCAACAUCCAUCUAGGUUCGCGGAUUACUUUGUCAUCUGUGGCCUGGACAAGGACUCGGGCCUCGAACCCGAUAAAUAUUUUGGAGAUUCUUUGCAUAGUACACCGUUAGAUCGAGCAUAUAAAAGUAAAGUUUUAGGACAUUAUCCGGAUUCCGUGCCAUGGAAUUCAUUCGACGAACAUGCAGUUUGUAUGUUGUGUCUACCGAGUGGCCUCAGGUUUCGCACUCAAAAACAUGCGGUGGAGCCAACAUUUCACUCUUUUGUUCUCACAAAAGAAGACGGACACAGAACAUAUGGUUUCAGUCUCGUUUUCUAUGAAGAAUGUCGAAAUCGGAAAAUCUGCGCCGCUAUGCAAACACUCCAAGCCAUGCACAUCACAGAAUUAAGCAGUGGACAAAAUGGCUCAUGCAAUGCAAGUAGUGAAGAAGAAGAAAAUUUUCUUUGUAGUCAGAAGAAAGGUCAAGAAAAUCAUAAUACAAGAUCAUUGCCAAGACAUUUUAAAUUAUCGGCUCAUUCACCUGGAGCAGCUUUAGCGUAUUAUGACUCUACCAAAGACAAAUUAUUAGUAACCAAAUCGAUAAACUUACUCUGCCAACAACCUUAUCUUCACGCUGCACGAACUUUUCUCACGAAUCUUUACAAAUGCGUUCCUCGACAUCCAGGACCAGGACUUAGUUUGGAAUCUUAUGUUUAUAAUCUUCUUUAUAACGUUCCGGUUCCCCUUUCUGGGAAAUCGUUAAAAUUUUUCGUCCCAAAUGAUGAACCAGCAAAAUCGCCAUUGGAUUUGGUGAUUUAUCAACCUUCUCUCUCACAAGAAUUACCACUCCUUGAUUAUCCAAUAAAGGAUAUGUUUUCUUGGUUGGGGGUCGAUGUUGUUAUUCAAUUGUUCACCUGUGUCCUUUUGGAAAAUCAAAUUUUAUUAAGGAGCGCCGAUUUUCAUAAAUUGAUGGUUGUCUCUGAAUGUAUGACUGCACUACUUUUUCCCUUCUCUUGGCAACAUGUCUAUGUUCCUAUCUUGCCCGCCAGUCUUUAUCAUUUUUUAGACGCCCCUGUGCCUUUUAUUAUGGGUCUCCACGCUCAAAGUGAAGGAGGAAUUUUGAAAAUUGCCAGCGAGGCGAAUUUAUGUUACGUGGAUAUUGACAAGUCGACGAGUCAAUUUCCUGAGGAAUUACCUGUUUUUCCACAUAAAAUGCAAUUCAUUGCUGAAAUUCGAUCUCUUCUUAACAAAUUUAAAGUACCUCAUUUGGAAAAGACUGAUACUAUUGUUAUGAAUUAUCUUAAUGGUGAUAUCAUGACGAGUAGUUUAACGCUUCCCGGUUCCGGAAUUCAUCUUCCCCGAAGAAAACAUUCCUUACAUGAUGUUCUUGAUUGGGAUAGACCUGAACCUCCAAUGCAAACUGACGCCUUGCAAAGAAUUGUUGAUAUUGUCAAAAGAACAGGUGUCGCUUUAGAUGAUAUCGAAACAGCGGAAAAUUUGACAAAAACUCAAAAUACAACGUCCCACGAGGAAUAUCAAGAAACGCUCAUUUUUAAUAAUGCGAUACGGGAAAUUUUUAUGAAUCGCUUUGUUCAACUUUUCUCAAGUUAUGACCAUUUUGUUAUUCAUCCGAGUCAAGAUAAGGACGAGUGGCUAAAUAAUCGGGACAGUAUGCAUGUUUUCGAUAAAGCAACAUUUCUGUCUGAUCAACCUGCUCAACAUUUGCCCUUUCUAUCAAGAUUUCUUGAAACACAAAUGUUUGCCUCACUCGUCGACUGUAAAGUUAUGUCAGCUUGGAAUGAAUUGGACUUCAAUAUUCGACUCUUCGAUCAGCGAAUUUUUCAAUUAAAAAAGAGAGUUGGAGAGGGAAUAAUUCGAUCACCUCGAUAUGAAGUUUGCACGAGUAUAACGGAAACGCAGAAUUUAUUGGAACAAAGGCUGACUAAUGUGGACUUCGAAGCAAGUCCUCCGACUGAAAUAGUUCCACAUAGAGCUGCAUAUUUUCGAAGUUUUCCUCUCCUCGAUAGAACGGCACUCAACAAAGAACCCGCCCAAAGCAGUAGAAGAGGUCAAACUCAGUGGAAGUACAAAAUGAAAGCUCUCGAGUCAAAUGGAAAAACAGCAACACCGCAAGAAACUCAGUCGCCGAGACCGCAGUCGAAAUUUUCCGCCGACAUGAAUCCAGCUCUAAUUGCUCAAACAAACUGGACUUUCGUUGAAACAUUGUUGAGGGACUGUAAAUCGAAAACGAAACGAAUGUUGGUCGAGAAAAUGGGAUCGGAAGCUGUGGCUCUGGGACACGGAGGGGAAUCUCUUUCGGAUGUAGAGGAAAACACAUUGGUCGCCAGUCUCUGCGAUUUACUCGAACGUGUUUGGAGUCACGGUUUACAAAAUAAACAAGGAAAAAGUGCUCUUUGGUCCCAUCUUAAUAUGUAUCAGGAACUAGAAGAUGCUAACGAUACUUCCAAAUCAGUUGAUGCGAAUUUUCUAUCGCCUGCUAAGAAACCUUCGACUAACUAUUUUGGGUUGACGGACCGUUUCGUUUCGUCCUUAAAGGAGAAAAACAUUUAUAAAAUUGCUUCGUAUAUCAAGAACAAUUUUAACGAUUUAUCAAAUCUGGCUUUGGAAACGGACGUUUCUCCAACGAGAGGAACAGAAAGAAGUAGAACGCCUGGUGAGAGGAAAUCAAUUGGUCCUGAACAAUUAAGACCGCUUCCCGAAUCAUUGAUCUUCGAUAUUCGAAAUGUUCAAGCGAUGACGGAUAUAAAAACUCAUAUUGGAUAUGCCAGAGCUUGGGUACGACUCGCACUAGAGAAAAAAUUACUCUCGCGUCAUUUGAAGACACUUUUAACCAACACUGGAUUGUUGAGGAGCCAGUACAAAAGAUCAGCAUUUUUGCGCUGUGAAGAGGAAAAGGAGCAAUUUUUGUAUCAUCUGUUGACGUUGAACGCUGUUGAUUAUUUUUGCUUCACCAACAAUUAUCCAUCCACAAAAUUACCAUACAGAGUUGUAAUAUUUCCGAGCAGAAAAGCAAGCGCAGCAACAACAUCAGCCAAUAGUUGGAUUGCCAUUUCCGGUACUCUCUGCGAAACUAAUCCUGUCCCAAUUCCAAGAGGAGCACUGGAAUUUGUCUUUCAUCACAAAAAUUUGGGUGUGCUGUCGACUUUACGAAUUGGUCACGAUAAUUCGGGAGUGUCUCCAAAGUGGAUGGUUGAACAUGUUGUAGUGCGAAACGAAGUGACAGGACAUACUUUCAAGUUUCCUUGUGGACGAUGGCUUGGUCGAGGUAUAGACGAUGGUUCGACGGAAAGAUUAUUGGUGGGAGCUUUGGUACCGAAAAGUAUCGACAGUGAGGAAUUGGUGGAAACAUGUUCAACUCCUCCGAGAUGCAGAUCUCCGAGUAUUCCUAGAAAACCUUCUUUGUCUCAAAAUGAACUUCAACAUAUGCUCGGAGAGGCUGUGAAUUCCAUAGUGAAAUUUCAUUACCGCAGGGAUCCACAAGACGGAUCUUUGACUGCAUUACUUUGCGGUGAAGGAGGUCUUGUUCCUUCACUUGAACAAAUUUUUCUCUUUGGAUUCAAAAAUCAGAGGAUAUUUGGUCGUAACUUUUUUGUAUGGGAUUAUUUUUUGCGAGUGAAAGAAAAUUUUGAAAUGAUCUUGCUAGAAGAAAUGGAUCAAUAUUCGCAAAGACUUGGUAGAGACAGAAGAGGUCACAUGGAAAGUAGUCAGAGAUUUGCAAUUCUGCGAUGCUAUUGCCACUUGAUCGAUCAAAUAAAUACUUUUAGUCAAACACUUGGAAAGGAUGGAAAAUUCCAGUUAUUUGUUUGUCUUUCCGCAAGGGAACAACUUUUGCAUCCAAUGCUACGACCGAUGAGCGAGGCACGAAGUACAGUGGAAAUGUAUGAAGAACUUUCCUUCCUUAGAAAUGUAACUUUGCUCACGUUUCUUAUUCAAAUUCUCGAGCCUCUCAGUGAAUUUCACAUCGUUCUUGAAAAAAGUCUCACUCAUGGAAUUUCCAGUCUUUGUUAAUUCAUGGAUCUUCCAACGAAAUUUUUUCAGUGGCUAAUUUCCCAAGGCAGUACAACAUUAGUUUUUAAGAAAAAAAAUAUAGAAUUAGAUAUUGUUAAGGAGGAUGAAAUACUUUAAAGGGAUAAAAAAACCGAAAGCUUCGUAAAUGGAAAUUUUACCAUCUUUUGAAUUGAAAAUCAUUUUCAGUGAGAAAUAUUCAAGUUGGGAAUCGAAAAUUGUGAUUUUAAUUCGAAAGCGUUGACAAAAAUUAUUUGUCUCUGAGUCCUAAGAUGAAACCAAAGAUAUUAUUUUGCACUAUUUCGUUACCGCGUGAUUGACAUUAUUAUUUUACGAAAUACUCAUUUUUAUUUGUUGUUGAUCUUUUUUUUUCUUUACACGUAUAUAAGUGAGAAUCUCGACAAAGAUUUUAUGUUCUAUUUUCUUUCCGCACGUUGUGUUCAUAAAAAAAUGAAAUUAAUUUCUUAAAUAAUUUUUUAAAAAUCUUUUUUCUUUUACUUUAAUUUCUUUUAAAAUAAACCGAAAAUAAUUUUUCAAUUUUCUCUUUGAUUUAUUAGACUUCAAAGUUUUAUUUUUUCUUUUUUUUAGAAAAAUGGAAAAGAAUACAGCUGACUGAAUUCUUAUAUUCUAAAAGAUAUUGUAAGUUAAAAUUUGGUUAGAUAGUUUUAUACAAGAUGCUGUUUCAAUCGUCGCUCUUAGAUGAUAGUAGUCGUCUUUAUAUUACGUAACAAAAAAAUUUAUUCAUUUUGAAAUUUUUUGUAACUUUUUUUUUACGUUGCGUUACAAUUUUUUUCCUUAUGGUCCACUAUUAUGAUAUUUUUAUGAAAAUUCUGAAAACAAGUUACGUAAUAUGUAUCGAGAGCGAAGAGAAUAAUGUCUUGUUUCUUCUAGAAUAAUUUUUUUUGUUUAAGAAAAAAAUUUUCUACCCUUUUUAUCUGAUGUUUGUUGGUUAGUUGUAAGUGCAUUUUAAUGUCCUGAAAGCAUGUAAAAGUGAGAAAUAAACGGAUUUUGUACAUAAAAAUACGUCCAAAUGCACAAUAAAAAAAUAGUUAAUUUAAUUAGUCAUAAAAGUGAUUAUGGACCAAACGUAACAGCGAUUUGGUGAAAGUGAGUGAUUCUUUAUGCUCUCUACUCUUUUAAACAGAAAAUUCAUUAAAGCUGCCCAAAAUUUGAUUUCAUAAAAAAUUUAAGAAACAAAGAAGCGUUUUAAUAAUAAUCAAUUGUUAUUAAUUAACAGUUGAGCUCCAUUUUUAUUUAAAAUAUUUUUAAAAAUUUUGUUAACUUAUUCUUCUUUUCAAUUUUAACAGAACUUUACUGUGACUUUGUGCCCAAAUGUCAAACUCAGGAAUGAUUUUAUUCGUUCGAUAAAUGUUGUCAUGUGCCAAAACGGGCUUUUCAAAAAAUAUAAAUUUUAUUUCUCAGUAUCAAAUUGAAAACAUUUUUUGUCUCGAUUUUUAUUUUAUCAAGAAACAUAAAAAAUAAUUACCUAGAUAUUUUUUAAUUGAUGUCUAUAAUGUUUCUUUUAAUUUUUUAUAAUUUGCAAAUAAAAUGUAAGUACAGAAGAGAUGCUAUUAGAAUUUAAGAUUAUGUGUCAAGAAUAAAUCGGAACUUUAUAUUUCAAUCUCGAAUUUUUCCAAUAACUUCGGAUUUGUUAAACAUAAUAAUAAAUAAUUAAUAACAAUUAUAAAAAUUAAUAAUAAUAAUAAUAAGAAUAAUAUAAUAAGAAUAAUUAGUAGAUUAAAAUUACAGUUUGAAAUUCUUUAUUGUAACAUUUUAAAGUAUAAUUUUUGUUUCAAAAUGAAUACGAGUCUAUAAUAAUUAUGUGAAAACUUGUUUAAUUAAAUUCUUUUCGAAAAGAAUAAUUUUUAAUCAUUACAUAUUUAAAUUGACAUUAUAAGUUUGAGAUUCUAUAAAUAUUUUUUCCUAUUUUUAUUGAAAUAGAAGACAUUCUUCAAUUUCUGAAUGAUCUGCAAAAUUGUGUAAAAUUAUUCGCUGAAUAAAAAUCAUUAUAGAGAACAUUUUAAUUGUAUAUUUACAAAGAUGUUUUAAUAAGUAAAAUAUUGUUGUGCACUUUGUAAAUAAAGCAUAUACAUAACUUUAUUGAAUUGAAAAAUAAAAUCCGAAAUUCACUUUGAGAAGAAUGUCUAUUAUGUGAUAGAGAUUAUAUAGAUGUAAAUAAAAUAUAUAUGUAAUAGAAAGAAAAAUGUACAGUAGAGUAAAAAAUAAUUAUAUAACCUACUCGAAAUAUAUUGACGGUGAAAAAGGUUAA
Messenger RNA from Leptopilina boulardi, 6518 nucleotides. RefSeq names its product DENN domain-containing protein 5B (gene pns). Bases 212 to 4252 code for a protein of 1346 amino acids. Gene Ontology annotation, molecular function: small GTPase binding; guanyl-nucleotide exchange factor activity. Lineage: Eukaryota; Metazoa; Arthropoda; Insecta; Hymenoptera; Figitidae. The transcript is spliced from 19 exons. The record is from RefSeq and is a predicted model, not a curated record.